UGCGAUUUAAAUAAAUCCCCCACUCCAGCCCGGCGAUAGCUUCUUCUCCGGCUCCGGCAACGGCAACUCCUUCUCUGAAUAUUUUGGGUAGGUGAGGAUGGAGGGUAUGGUGAAGAAAUAUCAGCAAAAAUUUAGAAAAGUGAAAGAAGAGAUGAGUCGAUGGGACGAACUUCAAUCUAGGUUGCUUUCCCAGUUCCGGAACUCAUCUUCUAUCAUUCAGAGGUUACAGGUUAUCCAAAAUCCCAAGAAUUAUGGUGCCUUGAAAUGCAUUGCUGGCAUUGAAGAUUUGGUCUUGAGAAAGCAGAUGGAAUCUUUGGAAUCUAUCUUGCUUUCCAUGAAUCAGACUCUGUAAGUUUUUGGGUUUCUGUCUUUUGCUCUGUGCAAUUUGUUGAGAAAAUCUUGGAUAAGAAAAAAAAAUCUCAACUUUUGAACUUAUGAUGAUUAUUUUGUUUAUAUUUUGGUAAAGCAAGCAUAGCAUUAUCUCGCUUUCCAUGAAUAAGACUCUGUAAGUUAUUGGGUUUCUAUCUUUUGCUCUGUGCAAUUUAUUGAGAAAAUUUUGGAUAAGAAAAAAAAUCGCAACUUUUGAACUUAUGGUGAUGAUUUUGUUUAUAUUUGGUGAAAGUAAGCAUAGCAAGUUGGGAUUGUGGCUUUUAGUUUUAGCACUUUCUUUGAAAUGCUAGGAACAAAAUUUUUAAUGGUUACAUACUCUCCUUGAAGGCUUUGUAAAUGGAGAAAUGAUUUAAUGCUCUCAAAUCAACUCUUGAAUAAAAUAGUCAUUGUUUAGAGAGUAGAGAUAUUUCACGAUAUGUGAUACAUUUUGUUAAACCCACUAAACCUAACCCACUACUACCUACCACACACACUCACCUCCUCACCUAACCUACCACUACCCACCUCCACUUCAUCCCCUACCACUUUCACCUACUACCUUUCUCUUCUAUAUAUUUGAUCAUUUGUAAACCAUAACAAAAUUAUCAAAAUACACAACAAUCUUGUAAUCAAUAAUAUACAUCAAUUUAUUUUACAUGGUAUCAGAGCUAGGUUAGAACUAGUAUUUUCGCUUCACCGCGGGCGCAGCC
Messenger RNA from Camellia sinensis, 1079 nucleotides. The record is from RefSeq and is a predicted model, not a curated record. Lineage: Eukaryota; Viridiplantae; Streptophyta; Magnoliopsida; Ericales; Theaceae.